Molecule: messenger RNA, 1103 nt
Organism: Marasmius oreades (fairy-ring Marasmius)
Lineage: Eukaryota; Fungi; Basidiomycota; Agaricomycetes; Agaricales; Marasmiaceae
Exons: 5
Coding region: 77-757 (226 amino acids)
Cellular component (GO): growing cell tip; cell division site; plasma membrane
Source: RefSeq, a predicted model, not a curated record
CGUAAUUUUCUUGUGAGCCGAAGUUUACUUCUUACACCCACCAGCCUACCCUUUCUAUUCCCUUUCUUCGAAUUCAAUGGCUCGCGCUUUUUGCAUUCCAGGAAUUAUUUUCCUCCUCUGUGCCACCGUGCUUAGCUUCCUCGUGUCUAUAUCGUUGCCCUUCUUGCCCGCCCUUGACAUCGCUCGAACCCAUUUCCCAGGAACUGCGCUAGUCAAUGGACAGAUAGUAGAUGAACUUAGGUUUGGUGUCUGGGCUCAGUGCACCUAUACAAGCAGCGAUGACCGUAUCUGUGCUCAGGCACAACACGCCUACUCUGUUAGUAUUUCGAAUACGAGAAAAGAUUCGGGCGUUAUCAUUGGAAGUAGCUGGACUCGCGGCCUCGCGAUCCACCCAGUUGCAACCGCCGUAACUUUUAUCGCCUUCCUCCUCUCGUUUUCAACUCAUGUCACGAUUACUCUCAUCUCGUCGGUCGUGUCCUUCCUCGCCGCACUUAUUACCUUAAUCGCCUUCGCGGUGGACAUCGCCCUUUAUGCUUUCUUGAAACAUGAAGCCGGAAAUGUCAAUGACGUUCGAGCGAAUACUAAAACAGCACCGGGAUUCUGGCUCACUUUCGUUUCCUUGAUUCUUCUCCUGUUGGCUGGGUGCACGGUUUGUUUCGGUCGGCGCAGAGACCGUAUGGCAGGCGCUUCUUCCCCUGCCUAUCCCAUGUCUUCAACCAAAAAGAGACCAUUCUGGCAGAGAUUCCGCAGGAAUUAGAUGGUCGAUUGAUGAUGAUGGCGUACCCGCGUCAUUGUCCAAGCUUCUGUGGAGAGUAGGAUGAGAAAGUGGUGUUGAGUAGGCACGAGGUUUGGUGAUGAUAUAUUUGGACUUGGACUCGACUUCUUUCUUUAUUCUCUUUGAUCUGUUUUCCCCCUCGAUUCGUUCAUUUAUCAUGUAUACCCUGGGAAGAUCGUGACUUUCCUUGUUCUUUUUUGCCGCGCUCUCAGUGGUCUUUGUUUGAUGUACACUCAAGUAAUGGUACCAGCCCAUACUUCGUGAUUUCGGAUAUAACACGCGUGUUUGACAGCAUACAUUUUGUAAUCGUGACUACGCUGAAUUGUAC